AUGAGAAAGAAGAACCCAUAUGGAGAAGUAUACGCUUUAGGUCAAUAUAUAUCUAUGUCUGCUCACAAAGCACGAAGAGUUAUUGAUCAGAUUCGUGGACGUUCCUACGAGGAAACACUUAUGAUACUAGAACUUAUGCCUUAUCGAGCGUCUUAUCCCAUUUUUAAAUUGGUUUAUUCUGCAGCAGCAAACGCUAGUCACAAUAUGGGUUUCAAUCAAGCAAGUUUAGUUAUUAGUAAAGCAGAAGUCAACGAGGGUACUACUUUUAAAAAAUUAAAACCUCGAGCUCGAGGACGGAGUUAUCCAAUAAGAAGACCCACUUGCCAUAUAAGAAUUGUAUUACAAGAUACAUCUUUAUAUGAAUAUGAAGAAGAGAUCUUCUGCUUAAAAAAAGCUGAAUGGAAAAAUAAAUACAACGAUAUGACAUAUCAUGAUAUGUAUAAUAGUGGGGGAUUAUGGGACAAAAAAUAA
Molecule: messenger RNA, 471 nt
Organism: Punica granatum (pomegranate)
Lineage: Eukaryota; Viridiplantae; Streptophyta; Magnoliopsida; Myrtales; Lythraceae
Source: the annotation of a RefSeq genome assembly